AUGCUCAAGUACAAGCUCGCCUGCAACCAGACAGUCUUCAUGGUGAGGAAGGCCAGCAAGCUGCGGGAGGAGUUCUUCUACGAGGCCCUGCACCACGGCAGCGAGAUAUUUUACAUCAAGGAGGAUCUGAGCGACCUGUGGGAGGUGAUCGAGGAGGCGCUCUCGCCCGCCGACGGCCUCCCCGCCGGCGCGAGGGCGGCGCGGGUCGCGGCCGGGGGGCGGCGCGUCGCGGACACGUACCUCUCGCGCCGCGGCAUCGACUGCUACGUGAUGCUCUACCUGCAGCGCUACUACUUCCCCUGCGCGAGGGCCUCGAAGUGCCGCGGCGGCUCGUGCGACGUCUCGCCGUCGUCCAUCGCGCUCAGCAGGGCGGCGGGCGACGGCGGCAGGCUGUGCGCGUCCUCCGACAUCGGGGAGUUGCGACUGCGAGCGAGACGAGACGCCGAGCGUGGUGUGACAGCCUCCGCCGCCCGAAACGUUCGCCCUCGGCCCUCGCGGCUCUCCCGCGCUCCGCCCCAGAUCCUGGGCUCCAUGGCAGCACUCUUGGCGCGCCUCCUCGCGUUUCUCUUCCCCCCCCUCCCCCCUCACCCAGCCUCGUGUUCAGCCCUGUCGUGCUCCCCCGGGGCGGCACACGAGCACACCGGGUCCGUGUUUGCUCCCCCAUUUGUUCGGGGGGCGUUUUUGCGCUUGCCGUCCUCCCGGGUGCGUCGCGCGCGCCACCGGGCCAGCCGGUGCGCCGCUCCGCUCCUGCUCCCCCCUCGUCGACCUCCUGCAGUGGCCCCUUUAUUCCUCCCGCUCGUGCCGCCCUUCCUCCUCCGCCCCGCUGUGUGUGAGUGA
This is a messenger RNA of Prorocentrum cordatum, 837 nucleotides long. NCBI's taxonomy places the organism in Eukaryota, Dinophyceae, Prorocentrales, Prorocentraceae. The record is from the annotation of a GenBank genome assembly.